This is a messenger RNA of Dovyalis caffra, 462 nucleotides long. Lineage: Eukaryota; Viridiplantae; Streptophyta; Magnoliopsida; Malpighiales; Salicaceae. The record is from the annotation of a GenBank genome assembly.
AUGGAUUGGUUAAACAUUUCAUUAGGGAGCCUGGUUUUGACUCUUAUGUGUGGUAUUCAUUCUCGUUCGGCUCUUGGAAUCACAUCCAGUAGUGGUUGGAACAGCUCGCAAAAUCCAACCACUUCACCUACUUUAUUGCCCCCAACGCUUUCUCGUACCUCUAUUGAAACAGAAUUGUUUCAUCGCUCCGGGUUUUCACUUCUUAGAACACUUAAACCAAAAAAAGAGAUACCUACGCUUUUCGUCGGAAACUGCUUAGAAUUGAGAUUUUUGCCUUUUCUAUCUUUUCUGCUUUCAACUAAGGAUAAUAAUCCAAUUCUAGGGUUAGGGCGCUGUCUCCCGGACACUCCUCACUCUAAGGAAAAGAAGCACCUAGGGAGUAAAAGGUUCCAUGGAUAUAGGAGGUAUGAGUACGUUACAGCCCUCUAUCUAGUGUCAGGGUGUAAGGGAGAGAGGAAGUGA